GAGCGCAGUUUCAGGUCACAGAUGGACAACCUGACAUUUAGAUACAGCGUACUCUUAGUGGAAGGACUGAACGUUACACCUCAGUCAAGCCACCCUGCAUUUAUCUUUCUUCUGAUUGCUUAUGUGGUAAUAAUGAUAUUAAACAUUGGGAUUGUGAUUCAGGUCUUGGCAGAAAAAAGUUUACAUGAGCCGAUGCACAUUCUAUUCUGUCAUUUACCACUGAAUGAUGUGAUUGGGGCAACUGUUGUUAUACCACGCAUGUUGAAGGAUAUUUUAACUGAUCCCUCCGCGCGAUACAUCACAUACAUGGAGUGUGUUUCUCAAGCUUUUUUUUCUCAUUUGUAUGGGGCUUCAUCUCACACGGUACUCAUGAUCAUGGCCUUUGACAGAUAUGUGGCCAUUUGCAAUCCAUUACGAUAUUCAUCAAUAAUGACAAACAAAAUGAUUGUGAAAUUAUCUGCAGGAGCCUGGGGUGUUUCUUUUGUGAUGGUGGGGAUUCUGAUCGCUCUGACUGCACGUCUGUCUCACUGCAGAUCAGUCAUACAAAAUUACUUCUGUGACAAUGCUUCACUGUUUAAACUGUCCUGUGAAAAUGUGGUGAUCAAUAAUGUGUAUGGAUUGGCUUUUACUGUCGUGUUGCUUACCUUUUCAAUUGGGUGUACAGUAAUGACAUAUCUCAGGAUAGCGAUCGUUUGCAUAAAAAGCAAAAACAAAUCAAGAAACAGCAAAGCCAUAAAAACCUGUCUCACUCAUUUGGCGGUAUAUUUAAUCAUGUUGAUAACUGGAUUCAUCUUUAUUGUUCUUCAUCGUUUCCCUGAUUACACUGAAACGCGAAAGUUAUCAAGUGUAAUGUUAUAUGUCAUACCACCAGGCUUGAAUCCCUUAAUAUAUGGUUUACAAGCUAAAGAAAUACGACAUAGCAUUUUAAAAAUUUUUAGGAACAAAGUAUAUACUAAAUAA
Molecule: messenger RNA, 960 nt
Organism: Triplophysa dalaica
Lineage: Eukaryota; Metazoa; Chordata; Actinopteri; Cypriniformes; Nemacheilidae
Product: olfactory receptor 52N5-like
Exons: 2
Coding region: 22-960 (312 amino acids)
Biological process (GO): G protein-coupled receptor signaling pathway
Cellular component (GO): membrane
Molecular function (GO): olfactory receptor activity
Source: RefSeq, a predicted model, not a curated record